AUGACAACACCACCGAACUUUAACAGUGUAACAAUGUUACCGGGUGCAUCAUAUUUCUAUCCAACAACAGCAUCACAAGCAUCAUCAAAAUGGUUAACUGAUGGUCAUCAUCAUCAUCAUCAUCCUUUUCAUCAUCAAUCGACUACGGAUAAUCAAAUUCCACGAAUUGUUAGUUCGAGUGGUUUUCGAGCUUUAUCAACUACUGAUCAACUCAAACAUCCUACUGAUGUUCGAUGGCCAUCCGAAUUUCCUUAUCAAAUACCAGGAAUUCAUCCAGCUGCGGCUGCAGCAGCAGCAGCAGUUUCAGUUACUCCAUCUGCACCUGAAGUAUAUCCGACGGAUCCAUUUCCAUCUACUUCAAUGGCACAAUUAUCUAGUAAUUGUUGCUUAAAUCGUUUUGACAAUACCGGAAAUUGUUACUAUCCAAGUCCUGUCUUAGCAUCACCAUAUACCAAUCCAACAACCAAUGAACAUUUUACAGCUGCGGAACAUAUUGCUCAUUGGAAGGUUCCAACUUUUGCAUAUACAUCAUUGAACGGCAAACGAUCGGCAGCAAUUCGUAUUCAACAACAGCAGCAACAACAACAACAACAAUCUACCUCACCACCAUAUCGUACUGGUCCCGGAACUAACAAUGUAAGAGUACGAACAAGUGAAAAAUAUCGUAUGGUAUAUACUGAUUAUCAACGAUUAGAAUUGGAGAAAGAAUUUCGUACAUCACAAUUUAUUAAUUCAGAACGAAAAUCACAACUUUCAUCCGAAUUACAACUUACCGAACGACAAAUUAAAAUAUGGUUUCAAAAUAGGCGUGCAAAAGAUCGUCGUGAAAAUAAGAAGAUACGAUUGGUAUGA
Molecule: messenger RNA, 852 nt
Organism: Cercopithifilaria johnstoni
Lineage: Eukaryota; Metazoa; Nematoda; Chromadorea; Rhabditida; Onchocercidae
Source: the annotation of a GenBank genome assembly